AUGCUCUCAACCUGCUUUCUGUCCCAGCAAGCCCCUGGGAAGACAUCUCAUGAUUUCAUUGUCAAGUUCCCCAAGUGUAAGGGUUAUGACAGCAUCCUGGUGGUUGUAGAUCACUUCUCAAAGAUGAUGCACCUGGUUCCCUGCAAAGAAACUGCUACUGCUGAGGAUGUACCUCAGAUGUUCCUGGAGCAUGUUUGGAAGCUACAUGCGCUCUACAAAUCCCUGCAAAUCACUCCUGGUUUCUCUACUGCUUAUCACCCACAAUCUGAUGGGCAGACUGAGAUCAAGAACCAAUUGCUAGAGGCUUACCUACAUGCCCUCAUCAAUCAUAGACAGCCUGAUUGGAUUGUGUAUGGCCGUUCUCCUGUCAUUUCACCACUCCUUGAACCCACUGGAUUGCCUAUUGCUGAUGACAGAGCCAAGCAACUGGCUGAGACAAUUCAGGAAGCAGACACAGGGAAACCACCUCCUGAGUCCCAACCAGGAGACAAAUUUUGGCUUCUGGCUUCCAAUAUCAUGUUGCAGCGCCUCAAUAAAAAGCUAGACCAUAAGCAGUAUGGCCCUUUCCCUGUUAUAGAAACAGUGGGCUCUCACGCCUAUUGCCUGGCUCUCCCUGAGACCAUGAAGAUCCAUGAUGUGUUCCAUGUUAGCUUGUUGUCUGCUUUCAAACAAGACACAGAGUUUGAUUGCACAUUCACCCCUCUGCCACCUGUAAUCACAGCAGAAGGAGAAGAAGAGGUCAGAUGGAAGGGAUAUGCGCCCCAUGAGGACACAUGGGAACCAGCCAAGGAUCUACAGCGUUGCAAGGACAAAUUGCGCAACUUCUUUGCUAAUUAUCCGGAUGCCCCAGCCACUAACAACCCCAUCCCUGCAAAUGCGCGCAAAGUUAAAAGAGGCAAGAUGCUCUCACUGCCAAAACUCGCCCUGCUAAGCUCUUCUUGCGCUCCCCACUAUCCCAGCAUGCCCACUUUCAGCUCCAUCAAUGCCUUGGCCUACGAUCCUUGCCUCAACAUCGAUUGCUACAUCAUGAACGGCCCAGAAGAAAUGAGAGCACACCUGGACAGCUCUGCCAACAUCAUUCAUGCUCUGAUGAGCGCCAGCAGUUGCAACAAGGUCAGGUUCUUCAAGCGCAACGUGUACAAGCACCCCAAGUGGGGAUUCCUCUAUUGGCUUGACCCCAGGGGAGAAGAAGGAUUAGAUACAUUGUAUGGAAAGCAAGUGUACCGCUGGUGGCAUUUCAUUGCCUCCCAUCCAGUCUCCACACCUCCAAUCUGCAAGGGAGCUGACCCAGGCAAUGCAGAACCUCAUUCUGCUUUACCCAGCGGACCCACUGGCCUAUACAAGCAGGCCAGCAACGCCAGUGACCCCUCCAGCAUGCCCAGACACUCCAGGCCAACAGAGGCGCAUGCACCAGCACCCUUGCCCUUCCCCCUGUUCUCCAGCACACCAGACACUUGCUGGACCCCAGGAUACUCAUCUCCAGUGAGAGAAACACAAUGGGAGCCUCAGAGCUACCUAGGAUGGGGCAAUGAGGAGAUAAGAAGGAAUGUGGAAACAUUUGAAGGCAGGAAGAAUGAGGAGCUGUUUAGUUUUGAGGAGUUACUUGCCAUUGAUUGUUCUGAAUGGAUGUAA
Messenger RNA from Rhizoctonia solani, 1632 nucleotides. Its product is annotated as Retrotransposable element Tf2 protein. The record is from RefSeq and is a predicted model, not a curated record. Lineage: Eukaryota; Fungi; Basidiomycota; Agaricomycetes; Cantharellales; Ceratobasidiaceae. Gene Ontology annotation, molecular function: nucleic acid binding. The transcript is spliced from 7 exons. Bases 1 to 1632 code for a protein of 543 amino acids.